Molecule: messenger RNA, 1875 nt
Organism: Aplysia californica (California sea hare)
Lineage: Eukaryota; Metazoa; Mollusca; Gastropoda; Aplysiida; Aplysiidae
Exons: 1
Coding region: 232-852 (206 amino acids)
Source: RefSeq, a predicted model, not a curated record
CAAGAAAAAGAGGAAAAGAAAACAGAAUUGACCAAGAAAAAGAAGGAAAACAAAGCAGUGAAAGAAAAUAGAAAGGUGCCUGAAUCCAGUGAACAACCAGAACAUUUCGUUCUUGAAGGCUCACGAAAAGAACAUGCAGUUGAAAAACAUCCACGAAUCAAUAAGCAAAAGGCAGCCAAGAGAAAAUUGGCUUCAGAUGAAGAUUAUUUCAGCCCUUAUACAAAGAAAGUCAUGCCUGCAAAAAAAAUGAGGGAAGCCUGCUUAGGUGUUACGUGCAAGAAUAGAGCACUAGAGUGUGAUACAAUCACAGAGUCACUGAGGAAAGACAUUUUCCAAGAAUUCUAUUCACUUGCAAGCCUCCAACUCCAACGUGAGUUCAUUCUGCGCCAUGUAGUGAACAGUGACAAGAAAAAGGAAAGCUCACACCAAAGUCGGCGCCAGAAGACCAAUGUAUAUUACCUGACUGCUCAAGGAAGCCUUGUUAAAGUUUGCAAAAAACUCUUUUUGAACACUUUAGCCAUGUCAGACAGAACAGUGAGAACAGCCUUCAAGAAAUUGACACCCAGUGGAACAAUAGAGAAAGAAAGAAGAGGUGGUCGGCAGUCAGCUAAAAUUGUUGAAAGAGACACAAAAAUUCGAAAUGACAUUGAAGAGCACCUGCGGCGGUUCCCAAGGAUGGAGUCGCAUUAUUGCCGUGCAAGCACUGCAAAGGAGUAUCUGCCCCCAGACCUGAACCUUAGAAAAAUGUACUCCAGGUUUCUAGAGCAGUACCAUGGGACUGACCCCCUCCAAGUUUCAGUACGUACAGUCGAGUGUUCAAAAAAGCAAAUAUGGCGUUCCACACCCCCAUAAAGGACCAAUGCUCACUGUGCACAACGUUCUUUGAAGGGGAUGAAACAACAAAGGCUGAACUCAAGGACGCAUUCGAGAAACAUGUCUCUGAAAAGAAAAGAGUAAGAGAAAUAAAGGAGGAAUGCAAGCAAAGAGCAUCAACGGAUGAAACAGUUCUGAGUGCUACAUUCGAUCUGCAGCAAGUAAUCUAUCUUCCCAUCUCGAAUGAAAGUGCUUUGUUUUACAAGCGGCGCUUCUCCAACUAUAACCUGACUUUUUAUAACCUCGGAAAUGCUGACUGCCACUGCUUCCUGUGGAAUGAAAGCCAAAGCAAGCGUGGAAGCUCAGAAAUAUCCACAGCUGUGUUCGAAGCGCUUCAGCACUAUGACAGUUGUGGAAAAAAGAUAGCAUACCUCUUUUCGGAUGGCUGCCAGGGGCAGAACAAAAACACUAUCAUUCCAACAAUGUUGCUAUACUCUGUGAACACACUUCCAAAUCUCAGAGAGAUCUCUCAGCGGUUCUUUGUGACAAACUACGGCCAAAUGAGGGGGACUCUGUUCAUUGCACUAUCUUCUCUGCGAUGUCUGCAGCUGGGAACGUCUAUGUACCAACAGAGCUGACGCCCAUAUUCAGACUUGCCAGAGUAAAGCAGCCUUACACCACGAUACCACUUGAGUUCUCUGACUUUUGGAAUUUCAAGCAAUUGUCACUCGACCUGUGUGUUCUGGGAGUUCAAAGAGAUUCAGAGAGUGACACUAUCAACUGGAACAAAAUGAUGUAGUUCAGAGUUCUGAAGGAGUGCCCAACAACAAUAUUCUUCAAAACCAGCCAUAAUGAGUCAGCGUACAGAACAAUCCAAUUGAAGAGACACACAAAGCAAACCACAGAGAGUUUCACUCUCUUGAAACUCAACACAGAACCAACCAAAGUUCCAAUGGCUAAGUACAAUGACUUAGUGUCGCUGUGCUCUGGCGUAACGCCAGUGGUAAGACAAGCUGAUCACAAGGCUCUCUAUUUUUCACUUCCCCAUUAAAUUUGACUGAG